CGUGACCUCGCGGCUCACUCGCCGGACCCCGACAAACAUUUAAAGCGACGUUGGGGACACGCAACCGCACCGUCCUCUUCUCCCAUGUCUGCACCACUUGCGAUGUUAUGAAGUUGGAGAAGACAGAAGAGCGAGGUCAUUGCCAUGAAGCAUGAAUUAAAGCCUAGAUUUCCCUGCGGAUUUUACCAUAAUUAACGGCUGUUCUUUUCAACACCAGCUAAUGCUUUAAUUGGACAACUGUGAGAGGUUAGUACAUUGCCUUAUAUGGUUUACGAAAUAUAGUGGGAAUUUAAGGGACAUGGGCGAAGCAAAGAGCGUUGGGCCGAUGGAGAGCCCAUUCAGUUGCCGUGAUAAUGGUCGAUUGGACAGUUCGAAUGCCACAAUCUCUUCAGAUUAUGGCCGUGAAAAGUUUUUUUUGUUAAAUUAUCGUUUGAACAAGGUACGUUUUAUUGCCUUCUUUAAUGGUUGAUUUCUUGCUGUAAUAUUCUCACGAUUAAUACUAACAUAUUUUUUAUUUGGGAUAAUCAUCCGCAUGCAACGAGUCUAUAAAAAGGAGGCGAUUUUUUAUUUACCUUCCCUCGUUUCGAACUCGAGGAUUUAUUUAUCUAUUAAUUCCUCUCUGUUUCGUCUUCGCCCUCUACACCAGUUCCGAGAAUUUUUGAAGGAACACUAGGCUGGCUUUGCAUGCGACACUGAUGGAGAAGUUGGAAGUCGCUGAUUGUGUGUUCAGCAGAAUUCAAAGGAUCGAACCAGAAAAUGCUAUGAAGCUCAUUGGUUAUCUUCUUUUGAAGUACUCACAAAAGGAGUUCUUGGAGUUUGCACUAGGACCAGAUGAUCAGAUCCUUUCUCUGAUCAAUGAAGCCAAAGCAUACAUUGUAUCAUCAAGAAAGGUGAACAUGGCUUUUCCUAUGCAAUUCAACCAAGAUCCGCAGUUUCACUACAUGCCUUAUUCCCAAACUUUUUCAAGAACUAGCCCUUCACCUUCUGAUAUUCGCAUUGGAGUUCCCCGUUUUGCUCGUUGGCUAUCUCCUCAAGAGAUGCCACUUCCUCAGAAUAUAGAAAUCUUACCUUCUUUGAAUACUGAUUUGAUAUGUAAACAAACUGCUCUUUUGGGCUUGAAGGACCAGCCAAAUGAUUUGAAUCACUUUGGUACUGACCAAUCAAAAAAUUACUGCGUGCCUGAUGCUGCACUUGCUGGUGGUUUCUGUUCGAAUAGCAAUGAAAGGUUGCGCCAAGCAUGGCUCGAAUCAUCGCCCAAAGCAUGCCAUUAUUUUCACAAGGGAUACUGUAAGAAUGGCAUCAACUGUCGCUUUUACCAUGGUCAGAUAACUCCUGAACAGUUUAAAGAUAUGCAUGAUCCGGAAUUGUAUGAGUUUGGUAAUCAGGAUCAUUUGAUUCCACCAGGAUCGUUUGCCAAAUUGGAAAUGGAGAUCGCAGAAUUACUGAAAUCAAAGCGAGGGGCUCCUAUUUCUAUAGCCUCCUUGCCAAACUUGUACCAUGAAAAAUAUGGUAAAAUGCUUCAAGCUGAUGGAUAUCUGACAGAGAGCCAGCGUCAUGGUAAGGGCGGUUUCAGUUUGACAAAGCUGCUUAAUCAGUUGAAUCAUAACAUUCAACUAAUAGACAGGCCUCAUGGUCAGCAUUCAGUUAUACUUGCAGAAGAUGCUCCCAAGUAUACAGAGUGCAAGGGUGAGAGGGUGGAUCGGUUUGGAGUACUUUUAAGUUCUCAUCAGAUAUAUCUUACUUUCCCUGCUGAAAGCAUGUUUUCGGAGCAAGAUGUCUUCAAUUAUUUCAAUCAGUAUGGCCCUGUACAUGAUGUGAGAAUUCCACGCCAAGAGAAGCGAAUGUUCGGGUUUGUGAGUUUCCUCUACUCGGAGACUGUCAAAGUUAUUUUGGCAAUGGGACAUCCACAUUACAUUUGUGGUUCUCGAGUUCUGGUUAAGCCAUACAAGGAGAAAUCAAAGCUUACAGACAAAAAGUACUCGGAAAAGGAGCCUCCUAUAUGUUUCCCUUCUCAAUGUUUUGCAAUGGACCACAACACGGAUACAAUGCUCAAUACAUUUGAUGGUGGAUAUAUCCAGAGACAGCUCUCUGAAGGUCAUGAGCUCGCUAUUGAACUUGAUAGAAGACGGUUGUUUGAGCUGCAGCUAAACCGUAAUCACCUGACAUCUCAACCAUAUUUCAGCAACAAAAUUGAUGAGCUUAAGUCUAUUGAAGUUGCAGUUGAUGUCAACAACCAUUCCACUUAUUCAAUGAGUGGCCUCAGAAGUGACUGCAUGGCUAAUCAGGAAAUGAACAAUUUGAGCAAUGAUAGAAAGAGUGAUCACAUACAACUUCCGGAUAGUCCUUUCUAUUCACCUGAGACUGGAUGUAGCAUUUCCACAGUCAUAUAGAAUUCGAUAGAAUUAGAGUGAGCAUUCAAUACUGAUACAGGUGAUUUGAAGUUAUACUGAUCUUCACAAUCAUUCAGAGGAACCCAAUACAAAAGAAACCAUCAUCUGAUGAUACCUUCGUCUAUAAGGCCAUACAUAUCAUAGAAAAGCUACAUGAAAAUAGGAACGAUACCUUGCAAUGUUUAGCACUGAACAAGUUAGUGACGUUAGACAGAUUGAGCUUGUGUUUUGUUAUACAAUGUUGAUUUCCAUACUAAUAGAACAAAAGACAUAAAUAUUUUACUUUUUGCAAAGAUGUUUAUGCA
Zingiber officinale is the source of this 2695-nucleotide messenger RNA. Its product is annotated as zinc finger CCCH domain-containing protein 18-like. Bases 696 to 2390 code for a protein of 564 amino acids. The transcript has 9 exons. NCBI's taxonomy places the organism in Eukaryota, Viridiplantae, Streptophyta, Magnoliopsida, Zingiberales, Zingiberaceae. The record is from RefSeq and is a predicted model, not a curated record. Gene Ontology annotation, molecular function: metal ion binding; RNA binding.